GACCGGGCGGCCUGGAUUGGGCGCGGGCACCCGGCCGCCGGGGCGAGGCGCGGAGCUCUCCGGCUCGGCCUUUUGUUCCCUUUCUGGUGCGGCGCAGCCGGACUGAAGUUACAGCGUCUGCCUGGGCGCGCCGCCGGGUCCCAUGGAGCUGGAGGGGCAGUGGUGGCGAGGACAGCUGGCUGCCGACAUCCACCAAGCGCUUCGCUACAAGGAGCUGAAAUUGCCCUCCUACAAAGGCCAGUCCCCUCAACUAAGUCUCAGAAGGUAUUUUGCUGACUUGAUUGCCAUUGUAAGCAAUCGCUUCACGCUCUGCCCUUCUGCCAGACAUCUUGCUGUCUAUUUACUGGACUUGUUUAUGGAUCGCUAUGACAUCUCUAUCCAGCAACUACAUUUAGUUGCACUUUCCUGUCUGCUUUUAGCAAGUAAAUUUGAAGAAAAAGAAGAUAGUGUGCCUAAGCUGGAGCAGCUCAACAGCCUGGGUUGUAUGACUAAUAUGAAUCUAGUGUUAACAAAACAGAAUUUGCUACAUAUGGAACUGUUACUAUUAGAAACCUUUCAGUGGAACCUCUGCCUUCCAACAGCUGCCCAUUUCAUCGAGUAUUAUCUCUCUGAAGCAGUACAUGAGACAGAUCUUCAUGAUGGCUGGCCAAUGAUAUGUUUGGAAAAAACUAAACUCUACAUGGCUAAAUACGCAGAUUACUUCCUAGAAGUGUCUCUACAAGAUUAUGCCUUUCUAAAUUAUGCACCUUCUUUAGUAGCUGCUGCAUGUGUGGCUUCUUCGAGGAUUAUACUUCGACUUUCUCCAACGUGGCCUACAAGACUACAUCGUCUUACUGCUUAUUCGUGGGAUUUCCUAGUGCAGUGUAUUGAACGGCUAUUGAUUGCUCAUGACAAUGAUGUGAAAGAAGCAAACAAACAGAGAGGACAGGCAGGCCCUCAGUCAGCACAAAUAGGUGUGUUCCAGACAGCCUCUCAGCCCUCACGGCCAGUUCACUUUCAGCAGCCUCAAUAUCUCCAUCAGACUCAACAAACCUCACUGCAGUACCGCCAUCCAGUAUCAGAGCAACCCAGCUGCCAGCAGAUUGUAUCUACCACACACACCUCCUCUUACACACUACAGACGUGUCCUGCAAGCUUCCAAACUAGUGUUCAGGGCCUUGGGCAUGUGCAGACUGGUGUUGGGAUGUCCCUGGCAAUUCCAGUAGAAGUUAAGCCCUGUCUGAGUGUUUCUUAUAACCGGAGCUAUCAGAUUAAUGAACAUUACCCUUGUAUUACUCCAUGCUUUGAAAGGUGAUGGUGUGUGAAGGCAAAAACUGACCCAGACUGUUUGUGACUUCAAGGUUGGGGGCAUCCUUUUUGUAACCUUGGCUUCAGAAGAAAAGGAAUCCAAAAAACAUCAGAAAUCUUCAAGUACCAGCACCAGGAAGACUGAAUAUCAAUCCAAAAUCCAUGAACACCUAGGAGAACUGGCAAACAUUUUAACGAUGUAUUUGUCAGAUCUUGUCACAAUGAAUCCUUGUGUGACAGAAAUGUUCAAUCAAGCCUGGCUGAUGGUCCAACUAUUUCAAAAAUAUUCAAUAGAAAAUUAGGACAGAUUCCAGCUUGCCAUUUUGAGAUUUGACCUGUGGUAGGCUCUGGGCCUUAUGUUCACUUAUAUGUCAGAGACUCAUGUUUAUCUGUGGACUUGCCAAACAGUCUUUUAUGAAGGAAAGUUACAGUAUUAAUUUUUGAAGAGAUCCUUUUUUUAAAUUCAGUUUUGAAUUUUACUUUUGAGCUACAGAUGAAUUUCUGACAAGUUUAAGUUGAUGUGCUAUACCAACUGUGCGUUUAAAUUUUUUUUCAAAUUAUGCUAUAUAAUUUUCCUAUCAUAAAUAAUAGGUAUCUGGAUUUGUGUACUAAAAUUAGGGGUGUAGUAGAUCUCAUAUCGAAAUCAUGGUCAUAAUUUUUGGGGUUUUUUGUUUGCUUGUUUUGUUUUUUUCCCUAAGUGAUUAACCUUAAGUCUUUAGAAUUAAAACACAUUUAACUCAGGGAAUUUGUACUACUUGGAAACACUUAACUACACUUAACUGUAAUGCAACAUGCUUUGGAAAUGUUAUAGUGUGAACUACGUUUAUAACAGGUUAGAAUACUUUUCAAAUGAGAACAUAAUAUUGUAGCACAGAAUGAAGUGGUAGUUCCUAUGAUUCAUAAUACUUAUAUAAGUUUUGCAUUUCUCAGUGCAAUCUGAUUUAUACUCAGAUUUGAUAGUACUCUUUAAAAAUUUUUUUUCAAGAGAAGACGUAUCUGUAAAGUAUCAGUACAGAAAUAAAGUCGCAUAGGUUUAUUUUGGAGUGGAAGAUGGCCAGGGUAAUACUCAGGUUGUGCUAAAUAGCACUUUGUAUAUGAAAGACAGGUUUUAUAAGCAACCUUGAAAUCCAGCUAGUCAGUCUAAGCAGGCAAGGGUGCUGAUCACUAAAUUUCAGUAGUCACUUUCAUUAGAUUGGCCCCAUAGCUGCCCGGGAACAUUUCACUGUACUGGUAAUGAAUAAGAACAGCAAUAGUAAUCGUUACAGCCAGGGCAAGUAAGGAGUAAAACAUUACAGGGGGGAUUAAAAGGAAAACAUGUCAUAACUGGUAAAUUAUACAUUGUGCUCUUAUCUGGGAGAAGAGAUUUAGUGGAGGGAAGUUAUCUGGCUUAAAAAUUAGUAAGCUGUGUCUAUUUUGUUUGUGUGUUUUUAAAGAUAGCACUUGAAUAGAAAAUCUGCAUGGCAGAUAGGUGACCACCACAGUAUGCAUUGAAGACAAACUUAUUUUAAAGAUGUGGGUAUGCAGCAGGAGUCUCAGUAAUCAAGCCAGUGGCCUUUGUUAAGAAGGUAAGGGGCUAAACACAGUAAUGGACUGAUGCCGACAGCUCCAGUGGAUGAAUGUGGGUUGGAUGGCUUCUGACAGCAUGAGUUCUUAGAGAAAUACCCUUUCUUAAAAAAGAAAAUAACUUUUAUACCUACCUGGAGUACCUAGGGCAUGAGGUGAAUUUAUUAGUGUGGUAAAUAAAACAAAAACCACUCAGGUAAGAACACCUACUUGUUGCAGUGUUCAAGCGUGAAAAUUGUUUUCUGAAAGUAUCCUCUCCCUCUUUUAAAAGGCUGCUAAUUGGAUUUUAAUAGUUCUUACCUUAAGCAAACUUGAAUUAUUUGGAAGGAAAGUAGGUUAUAAGAAAUAAUACACCUUUCACAUUCACAUAGAACCCAGUCCAAUUUUCAGUAUUUUAACUACCUCAGUAAUGCUAUGAAUGUGAGAUAUUGGGAUAGAAAUCCUAACUUGAAACAACGACCAGUGCCUGUGGUAAUUUAAUGUCUUGUCAAAUGCUUUUAUUGAUUGGUUUAUAUGUCAUUCUUGUUGUAGAAAAAUAUGCCUUUUUUAAAAGCCUAUUAAUGCUUUCCCAAUUUAUAUUUAAAAAACUAAAGAACACUGGAAUCUUUAGGGAGGGUAGAAUAAAAUAAUUGAUUACAGUUGCUGCAUACCCAGGAUGGGGUGGGAUGGUUGAAGAACCAGAACCAUUUUUAAAAUAGGUCUCAAUAUAAAUACAAAUCACAACUGUUAGAGGAGGGAAGUUGUAUGGGUUUUGUUUUGUUUAAUUUAUUGAUUAGUCAAGUGUUUUUGUUUUUUGAGAUUACUGGACCAUGAUUAAAUGUGUACUGUGAAGAGAUUAAUGAUAUGUAUAAGGGCUUAACCAAAGUCCACUUAAAUAAACACUACUCAAGAACAGACUGCAAACCAAAAUGUACCUGUGUUAUGACAUUAAUUGCAAAUAGUAUGGUGCUAAAGUCUAC
Messenger RNA from Fukomys damarensis (Damara mole-rat), 3809 nucleotides. RefSeq names its product cyclin J (gene Ccnj). Gene Ontology annotation, molecular function: cyclin-dependent protein serine/threonine kinase regulator activity. The record is from RefSeq and is a predicted model, not a curated record. Lineage: Eukaryota; Metazoa; Chordata; Mammalia; Rodentia; Bathyergidae. Gene Ontology annotation, biological process: regulation of cyclin-dependent protein serine/threonine kinase activity; mitotic cell cycle phase transition. The coding region runs from base 143 to 1294 and encodes 383 amino acids. Gene Ontology annotation, cellular component: cytoplasm; cyclin-dependent protein kinase holoenzyme complex; nucleus. The transcript has 6 exons.